AUGAUACAACUAAAUGGCACUGAAGUGACUGAAUUCUUUCUUCUGGGAUUUAGUGGCCAGCACAAGUUUCGGUAUGUCCUCUUCAUUGUGUUUCUAGUGAUCUAUGUGACCACCAUGGUGAGCAAUAUUGGAAUGAUCCUACUCAUCAAGACAAAUUCUAGACUUCAAACACCCAUGUACUUUUUCCUACAGCAUUUGGCUUUUGUUGAUAUUUGUUACACCUCUGCCAUUACUCCCAAAAUGAUGCAAAACUUCAUAGUGCAAAAUAAGUCCAUAUCAUUCAUAGGAUGUGUAAUACAGUUGCUAGUUUAUGCAACAUUUGCAACCAGUGACUGUUACCUCCUGGCUGCUAUGGCAGUGGACCGUUAUGUAGCCAUCUGUAAACCACUUCAGUAUCCCAUAGUCAUGGCCCGAACAGUCUGCAUCCAAUUGGUUGUUGGCUCAUAUGUGAUGGGUUCACUAAAUGCCUCCGUACACACAGGAUUUACAUUUUCACUGUCUUUCUGCAAGUCCAACGUCAUCAAUCACUUUUUCUGUGAUGUUCCCCCAAUUCUCUCCCUUUCUUGCUCCAAUAUCAACAUCAACAUCAUGCUACUUCUUGUCUUUGUGGGAUAUAACUUAACAUUCACUAUAAUGGUCGUCAUCUUCUCCUAUGUAUAUAUCAUUGGUGCCAUCCUAAAGAUGUCUUCUGCUGCCGGGAGAAAGAAAGCCUUCUCCACGUGUGCCUCGCAUCUAACAGCAGUGACCAUUUUCUAUGGGACCGUCUGCUACAUGUACUUACAGCCUCACUCUAAUAAUUCUGAAGAAAAUAUGAAAGUGGCUUCCACGUUUUACGGUAUUGUAAUCCCCAUGUUGAACCCUCUGAUUUACAGUUUGAGAAACAAGGAGGUAAAAGAAGCUCUAAAAAUAGUGGUAAAGAAGUUCUAG
This is a messenger RNA of Chrysochloris asiatica (Cape golden mole), 927 nucleotides long. Its product is annotated as olfactory receptor 5AK2-like. The record is from RefSeq and is a predicted model, not a curated record. Gene Ontology annotation, biological process: sensory perception of smell; G protein-coupled receptor signaling pathway. NCBI's taxonomy places the organism in Eukaryota, Metazoa, Chordata, Mammalia, Afrosoricida, Chrysochloridae. The transcript has a single exon. Gene Ontology annotation, molecular function: odorant binding; G protein-coupled receptor activity; olfactory receptor activity. Gene Ontology annotation, cellular component: membrane. The coding region runs from base 1 to 927 and encodes 308 amino acids.